GACCGGUUGCCCCUACAAGGAGCGCCCGGUGGGGGCGGACGGGCACUUGGGCCCCGGCGCACCAGUCCUGCUCGCACAGCCGUCCGCAGCAGCCGAGCGUUCUGACGCCUGCCUCGUGAGCCACCGAAACAGCCACCAUGUCCAAGCGCGGAAAGAGUGACUCCACCAAGAGGCGCGCCCAGCGGGCCACUUCCAACGUGUUCGCCAUGUUCGAACAGAACCAGAUCGCCGAGUUCAAAGAGGCAUUCCAGAUGAUCGACUCCAACAAGGACGGCUUCGUCGACAAGAACGACUUGCGAGCAACCUGGGACUCACUCGGCAGGAUCAUCCCCGAGAAGGAUCUGGACGGCAUGAUCGCCGAGGCCACGGGCCCCAUCAACUUCACCAUGUUCCUCACCAUCUUCGGCGAGCGUGUCUCGGGGACCGAUCCGGAAGACGUCAUAAGGAACGCCUUCAAGACAUUCGACAAAUCUGGCAGUGGAAAGAUUAGCGAGAAAGAAUUGAAGAAGGCUCUCAUGACUUGGGGAGAAAAGUUUCAGGAAUCUGAGGUGGACGAGGUGCUGAAGGAGGCGCCCAUCGACCGGGACGGCAACAUCGACAUCAACUCGUACGUGAAGAUCAUCUGCGGCGGCACGGACGACGAGGAAUGAGUCGUCGUGCUUUGCGCGCCGUCCCGCCGCUGCUGCUGCUCGGACGCUGCGUCCCGAAGCUCCGGCUGAGGCCGCGUCUCCGCAAGAGCCGAGGAGGCCGCGCGCUCUGCGCUCGCGGCGAUGCUCGCUUCGCACUGCAAUACACGCGGCCGCACCUGAUGCGUGCCGCUUGCCAACCA
Messenger RNA from Dermacentor silvarum, 829 nucleotides. Its product is annotated as myosin regulatory light polypeptide 9. The record is from RefSeq and is a predicted model, not a curated record. NCBI's taxonomy places the organism in Eukaryota, Metazoa, Arthropoda, Arachnida, Ixodida, Ixodidae. Gene Ontology annotation, molecular function: myosin heavy chain binding; calcium ion binding. The transcript has 7 exons. The coding region runs from base 138 to 650 and encodes 170 amino acids. Gene Ontology annotation, cellular component: myosin II complex; cytoplasm. Gene Ontology annotation, biological process: locomotion; post-embryonic development.